GUUUUGUCAUACGCGUUUCGUCUCCAUGACGAAAAGUAAUAACAUUUGUUACUUUACUGAAGAGUUUACUCGUGAAUGCUAUAAACGAUGCCAGAAACUGCAAUCAUAACGAAAAGUAUAUCUUCCCUGAAUGCUCCGAAGGGCAGCAGGGAAGAAUCAAAUCAUUUUCUCGCCGAGAAGAGAUUGGCGCGAUGCAUCCAACGUAAAUUUCAAAAGUGUUCCCAACUCCCUAUACGAUGUCAGAAACCCGGUUCUUACUAUCGCCCACCGAAGACCUCCUUCAGAUUGACUGGCUUAACAACGAUAAGUCGUACAUCUCCGAUUAACACGGCCAAAAGUUGUCCAGAUAAUUCAACAUGUAACUCAAUCUUCUGCGUGAUUGGUACGCCAUGCUGCAGAAAAAGCUUGUCCAUGAGUGAUCUUUCACCGUCGAUAAUGGAGGCUGAGACCGGUGACCUCAGAUCAAAUAGUAGUUCGACCACGGAGAGAAUCGACGAAGGUGAUAAAGUUAAAGACAUUGCUGGUAACGACAUCGGGAUUACUGUCGGUAUUAAAAAUUGGAUGGAUGGUUUCGUGUCCGAGGAAGGGGGCUCACGAUUCUUUCAGAAUCCAGAAAAGGCUGCGAAUUUGGUGUGCCACGUGCUUAUGCUGAACGCCUGGAGGCGUAGACGCAAGGAAAUCUUGGAUUUUCGUCGAACGAUCGACAAUUUGAAUCAGCAAGUGAAAAAUCUUCAUCUGCAGAUCAUCGUAUUGCGUCGGUUGCUCGAUACAGAGAAUGGCCGCGUCUGUAAGCUAACUAACGAGGUUCGUCACGUUAGAAUUCAGUUCGAUGAAACGUUGAAAGAAAAGGAUGCACUGAAAACGGAGACUGAGAAAAUGGAGGGAGAGAUCAGGCGUCUGAGCGAGUUAUCCGAGGAGAGGUUGGUCACGGCGGAGAACGUGCGAAAUGAAUUGCUUACCGUGCAAACUCAACUGCAGUCACUCGACGAACAGCUUUCGAAGGAUAGAGAAAAAUUGUUGAAAUUACGCGAAGAUAAAAAGAUACUUCUAGAAAAGGUAACAGCCAGCGAAACUCUAGCUAUUGAACGAGGAGCGAGAGCGGACAAAGCAGAAUCAGUUGGUGAGGAAUUGCAGAUGAAAUUAGCUACGCAGAUUGGACUGGUUGAAUCUUUAAAGCAACAAAUACAGCAAUACGCAAAGGAAUUGAAAAGCAAAGAGGAAGAGAAAUCGAAAUUAGAGAAACGCUUAAAAUCAUCAGAAGAAACAGGAAGAUCUCUACAUUUGCGCACAGUUUUCUUGGAAGCUCAACUAGCCGACCGAGAAACAACCUUGCGUCGCGUAGAGUCAUCGUGCAUUUCCCAAUUAGCGGAAUUGAACGAAUUGAGAGAACGUCUAAUACGGCAGUCUCAAGAGGGGGGUUGGAGUAGCAGAAUGCUUCAGCUUGCUGGUAGCGUUGUACGUGCACCCAGAGCCAUUUUACGUACCCUGUUAUCAUCUACAGGUCCAGUGUUGACUUCUUAA
This is a messenger RNA of Osmia lignaria (orchard mason bee), 1521 nucleotides long. RefSeq lists its product as uncharacterized. Lineage: Eukaryota; Metazoa; Arthropoda; Insecta; Hymenoptera; Megachilidae. The record is from RefSeq and is a predicted model, not a curated record.